Penicillium waksmanii is the source of this 1053-nucleotide messenger RNA. Its product is annotated as putative NAD binding Rossmann fold oxidoreductase. The transcript is spliced from 2 exons. The record is from RefSeq and is a predicted model, not a curated record. Gene Ontology annotation, cellular component: cytoplasm. Gene Ontology annotation, biological process: NADPH regeneration. Lineage: Eukaryota; Fungi; Ascomycota; Eurotiomycetes; Eurotiales; Aspergillaceae. Gene Ontology annotation, molecular function: nucleotide binding; oxidoreductase activity. Bases 1 to 1053 code for a protein of 350 amino acids.
AUGAAGAUCGGCUGCGCCGGUCUCGGCCGCAUGGGCAAGCGUCACGCCCUGAACUUCUUGGAGCGUACUCCUCGCGCUGAACUCGUCGCCGCCAGUUCACCAGACCCUGCUGAGCUCGAAUGGGCCAAGACACACCUGGUGCCUUUUGGCGUGACGCUGUACCAGAACUAUGACGACAUGCUGAAGCAUGAGGGCUUGGAGGCUAUUGUGGUUGCAUCCGCGACCGCAGUUCACGCCGAGCAGGCAAUCAAGGCAAUUGAAGCCGACAAGCACGUUCUCUGUGAGAAGCCGCUGUCCACAAGUGUCGAAGUCUCCCAAUCCGUCGUCGACGCCGCAAACAAGAAACCCAACCUAAAAGUGAUGUGCGGAUUCUCUCGACGCUUCGACAAGUCCUACCGCGACGCCUACAACAAAAUGCAAGCCGGUUCCAUCGGCGCGCCCUCCGUUCUCCGCAGCCAAACCUGCGACAAGCUCGAUCCGAGCGGAUUCUUCGUCGCAUACGCGGAAUUCUCCGGUGGUAUCUUCGUUGACUGCUCUAUACACGAUAUCGACCUGGCACUGUGGUUCUUCGGCGCCGGCAGCAAGGUCAAGUCUGUAUCAGCGAUAGGAAUUACAGCCGUGGAGCCCGAUCUACGCAAGCACAACGACCGCGACAAUGCGGUUGGACUGGUUGAGUUCUACGACGGCAAGAUUGCUUAUUUCUAUGCCUCGCGCAUGAUGGCCGCGGGACAGGAAGAUACUACCGAAAUCAUUGGCACGAAGGGUAAACUCGCUGUUAAUACCCAGCCAGCCAUGAACCAUGUCAGCAUGUACGAUGAGACUGGUAUUCGUCGCGAGAUUCCUCAGACAUACUAUGAUCGGUUCGAGUACGCAUUUGUCACUGAGGCGAAUGAGUUUACUGCGGCUGUUCUGGAUAAUAAGCCUCUUCCUUUGGAACUCACUGCUGCUGUGCAGGCGGUGCGGAUUGGAGCUGCGCUGCAGGAGUCCAUGAUCUCUAACCAGAAGAUUUUCUUCGAUGAGGCGGGGAACAGGACUGAGGUUUCUCGUCUUUAA